AUGCCUGUGACUACAGAGCUCGAGGCCGCCGUCAUUCGCGGGUUUGAUCCCCGGAGGGGACUUUCAACGGAUCCCAUCGUCGUCAUGGAUCCCAUGAGGGCCCUUCUGGAGGAUUACAGCAAGAUCCCACCAGAGGGAGUAACCGAAGCCGUGAAGGAAGCGAGAGAUCGCGCAUUUGCCGUCUUUCCGUACCCAUGUAUUGGCAAAUGUCUGUUCAUCAAUUUCAGUCUUCCCACCAUCCCCUGUUACGACGAGGUUUUAUGCAGAACCAGACAAGGUCAAAAGCUGCUCGAUCUGGGAUGCGGUUUUGGACAGGAACUACGUCUACUUACCUAUCGUGGUGCCCGUUCUGAGACCCUUUACGGGGUUGACCUUCGUCCCGAGUUUAUAGAUCUCGGUUACGACCUCUUCAAAGACCGCAACACACUUAAAUCCCAUUUUAUCACCGCUGACAUCCUCGCCGAUGAACCCCUAGCAAUCUCCCAGCUCUCAGGCUCCAUCAACAUCGUCCACGCCUCCUUUCUCUUCCACCUGUUUAACUGGGAUCAGCAGGUGCUCAUCGCCAAACAGGCCCUGGCUUUGCUUUGUGCGCGCCCGGACUCGUUGAUCAUCGGGCAAAAUAUUGGUCACCAGGAUCCAAACAAGUUCUCCGCCGUCGGAGCAAUACUACCCUUUCAUCAUAAUGCGUCCAGCUGGAAAGCGCUUUGGGAUCACGUCCGCGAGGUGACCGGUGUAGCUUUCAGCAUGCAGGUGUGGGAGAGAUUUGAACACCCGAGUUUGCCUGCCGUUCGCAGCCCGGAGUUGCAUGUUCUCUCAUUUGUUGUGCGAUUACAGUAA
Messenger RNA from Aspergillus pseudonomiae, 837 nucleotides. RefSeq names its product class I SAM-dependent methyltransferase. NCBI's taxonomy places the organism in Eukaryota, Fungi, Ascomycota, Eurotiomycetes, Eurotiales, Aspergillaceae. The transcript has 4 exons. Bases 1 to 837 code for a protein of 278 amino acids. The record is from RefSeq and is a predicted model, not a curated record.